Molecule: messenger RNA, 1233 nt
Organism: Aspergillus versicolor CBS 583.65
Lineage: Eukaryota; Fungi; Ascomycota; Eurotiomycetes; Eurotiales; Aspergillaceae
Product: MCT family MFS transporter
Exons: 5
Coding region: 23-1231 (402 amino acids)
Biological process (GO): transmembrane transport
Cellular component (GO): fungal-type vacuole membrane
Molecular function (GO): transmembrane transporter activity
Source: RefSeq, a predicted model, not a curated record
CUCAAAGUGCUGCUACAGCAGUAUGGGAACCGGCGAGCAAGCUAAGGAUGCUCCAGAUGGUGGUCUACGAGCCUGGAUUGUCGCGACUGGAGGGUGUGCAGCCCAGAUGUGCACUUUCGGCUAUAUCAAUACCUUUGGUACAUACCAGAGCUACUACACACAAUCUCUCACCGGCUCCUCUCCCAGCAGCAUCUCAUGGAUUGGGUCCUCGCAGACGUUCCUAUUGUACUUUCUGGGAAUCAUCAGCGGGCCUCUGUCUGACCGCUUCGGCGUCCGCGCUGCAAUUGUUCCCGGCAGUAUAUUGUUGAUCGCCUCAGUCAUGGCCACGAGCGUCUCCAUAGAGUACUACCAGAUUAUCCUGGCCCAAGGCAUCCUAGGCGGUAUAGGCAAUGGCUUUAUAUUCACUCCAGCCAUGUCCUGUGUAGGCCAGUACUUCACUGCUUCACGCGCAUGGGCAAUGGGCAUCGGAAUCAGUGGCGGUGCCGUCGGCGGUGUCCUAUUCCCAAUUAUGCUACAGAAGCUGAUUCCAAAGGUUGGCUUUGGCUGGGCAGUCCGGGCGAUUGGGUUCCUCUUGCUCGUUGUGGCUGGUUGCAUGUGUACAGCGAUGAAGGAAUUCGCGCCACGCCGUAAAAGGGGCUGGCUGAUUCCUGGAGCUUGGAAGCAAAAGUCGUAUGUGCUUGUCAAUAUGGCCUUCCUGCUGGCCCUGAUGGGGUGCUAUACUCCGCUGUUCUAUGUGGUUGAGUAUGGACUUUCCCACGGCAUGGAUUCUGCGCUGGCCUGGCGUCAGGUCGCGAUUAUCAAUGCGGCUUCGUUCUUCGGUCGUCUUAUCCCGAACUUUCUGGGCGAUAGGCUGGGAAGGAUUAAUAUGUCCAUUGUGUGCUAUACCGCCUGCGCGGUGCUAUGUUUAUGUUGGACUACCGCUACAAGUACUGCUGGGAUCACGGUAUGGAAUGUUGCCUAUGGCUUCUUUUCCGGUGCUAUUUUUUCUCUAUUUGCGCCUGUCGUGGCACAAGUGUGUCCGAAUCUAGGGGACAUUGGGACGUAUAUUGGACAGGGGUCUACAUUGUGCAGCUUCGGGGCCCUUGUGGGAACCCCCGUAAGCGGUGUUUUGAUUCGGAAUUAUGGGUAUUUCGUCGCGUCCCUGUUCAGCGCGCUGACAAUAUUUGCAGGAGCCUGCUGUUUAGGCGCUGCUAGAUUACUGUUUGGAAAGGCUUUGCUCGUGGUAGUUUAGUC